Eremothecium gossypii ATCC 10895 is the source of this 3783-nucleotide messenger RNA. Its product is annotated as AGL364Cp. Bases 1 to 3783 code for a protein of 1260 amino acids. Gene Ontology annotation, biological process: barbed-end actin filament capping; mitotic actomyosin contractile ring assembly; actin filament bundle assembly. Gene Ontology annotation, molecular function: small GTPase binding; actin binding. The transcript has a single exon. Gene Ontology annotation, cellular component: cellular bud neck; cell division site; mating projection tip. The record is from RefSeq and is marked provisional. NCBI's taxonomy places the organism in Eukaryota, Fungi, Ascomycota, Saccharomycetes, Saccharomycetales, Saccharomycetaceae.
AUGUCUACCAGGAAUUUUGGCCUAUCGCCUCUUACACUGUCACGUCUCGGGAAGACCCCGCAGGAACUGCUCAGCAAUUCUGGUCCACGGUGCGGAGUGCGGAAAGAUCAUGCUAUCGGGGGAUUGAAAGAAGAUGGAAGAGGGACCAGCAGGGAAACAGAAACUGAAUGUACUUCUAAAUUGAAGCCAUGCCUGUAUAAGAACAAUUUGAAGAAUAGCACAUUGUUCGAAGUUCCAGAUGGUUCCUCGAGGUUGGAAUUCAACAAGGGCGUUAUUCCCGAUAAAACUGUCGUUGACAUGUACUUCGAUAACUUGCAAUGUAAUAGUUCGUCUGGAAGGAAUAGUUGUAAUAAGGUGGGGAAAAUGUCUUACAAAACCAAGUGGGAAUUGGUAUGCGAGGAAUAUAAUGCACAAAACGGCGUAAUAUCUGAACAAAAUCCGGAACACAUAGAAGUAGACCUAAGAAGACUCCUUGCCAUGCUCCAAAAAGACCAACAAGAGAUCGUAUCCCAGGGUAUGUGGUUCCAGCUAGAGAAGCAAUUACGGGGCAGGAACGCAUGUCAUUAUUUUAUCGAAUCUAACGGUAUAGCAAUUAUUCUAAGAAAGCUCGAAGCUGUUACGAAGGAAACUGAAUACGCCUAUCUCCGCUGCUUCAAGACACUAAUCAGCCAUGAAAAGGGCCGGCUCGCGAUACUUGACAAUUUAGAAGCUAUCGGUAUGCUUUGCCGAUUUAUCGCCAAUUCUGAGGCCCAGGUGCGUACUAGGCUACUCACUACAGAUAUGCUCUUACUACUAACAUACAUGGAUAGUGUGAAAGUCUCAAAAGAAUUGGAUAGCGUUUAUGCUCUAUGGUUCGACACUGUCACUGCAAGCAUAAACGACCUUGAGCAGUGGCAUAGAUCGUUCACCAUACAGAAGCCGCAGCAGUUGAUAAUCGACUACUGUGUGUCGACUAUGUUCCUUAUAAAUUCUAUUGUGCAGGGCCAGGCAACAUACAGCGAUAAACGGAAGAUAUUGGUUUUGUUAAACGACGCUGGCAUACACACAAUAUUCCGAAUAAUUCUUCGGUCUGGAGAUCGUCUUAGUUCUGAGAUUUUACUUGACCAAGUGUCCAAGUAUAGAAGUAGAGAAGCUGAGAUAAACUCCAAAUGCGCGACAGAAGGUCAGAUUGAACCAGAGAAAACAUUCGAGACUCAGAUCAAAACGAUCAUUAGUUUAACUCAGGGUACUGAACUGGGAUGUUCGAUGGCGCAGUUAGUUGACUCAGUAAUGCAAAUCAUAACCUUUCGCACCUCUGCAGAAGCUCUCAAACUUUUGAAUCUCUUACAAGCUACAUUUGACCACCUUCUAGAGAACUACCAUAAAGAACAGAUGCCAAGUGUUGAGGAAGCUCUGAGAAGCUCCAUCAGCAGGCUAAUGGAUGACCUUCAGGCACAGCAGGUUAAUCGGCGAGCUGUGCAAGAAAUGGAAGAGAUGAAGCAGAAGAUGAUUGAAAUGAAAGAGACAAUGAGGCGACUAGGGACGCUGACUCAUGUUCAGAAAUAUUCAGGGGUCGGUCCAAUGAUCCGCGGGAAGAGUAAUCAAUCGAAAAAGAUGGAUUAUAUAGCGGAAUUGGAGGAAAAACUAGAAGCUAUUGAGCGGCAAAGGAAAACAGGCAACCGGCAGAGUGCUGUUAUUUCAGAUGAGAGCACCCGGAAGGAUACCGGAUCGUUAUCAUUAUUUGAUUUACAGGGCGCCAGUGCCCUUCUACCUUAUUCAAAUGUUGCGAGAUCGUCGACAAUAGCUAGAAGCAAGCGCACUUGCUUUGCCUCUGUGCUGAAUGCUGAGAAGAACAGACGAAGCAUAAGCGGACCUGAAGGUAUAACGACUGCAGAUGCGGAGAAUGGAUACCGCUGCUUAAUCGCAAGGAGUAAGCACCAUAGAAAGUUGCACGAAACCUAUCCGGCGCCGUUGGACGAACAGACGGAUUCCAAGGAUCUUUCUGCACCAUCUCCUGUCCUUUCGUUAGCGUCAAAUGUCGUUGGUCUUCAGAGAAGGAAACCAUCCACCAGUACCUGGGAUACUAAAGCACUGCCUGAAAAUUCCUCCAAGUCUGACUCGUCUGCGGCGUCACCAAAUUUGAUUACGAAUGAGGAAAGAACAUUGCAAAGUCCAGAAGCUUUAUCUGAAAUAGAAGAAAAGAAGGAAAUCGGACUUGCGAGUCCUAUGACGCCACCACCACCACCACCACCCCUACCUAUCUCAUUGAGCGCUACCGGAUCCUUCCGUUGUUCAUUGCAGGGUCCAGUUUCUCCUACUUCACAGCGUGUGAAGCUCAAGCAGAUACAUUGGGAUAAGAUUGAUAAUAUUAAGGAAACAGUGUGGAAUGAGCAUAAUGAAAGAAUCUCUACAAGCACGAAGCUAGAGACAUUUGGUGUAUUCAAAGAAAUUGAAGAUCUUUUUAAGGUGGUACCUGCUACCCCGAAGACCGCCAGUUCGAACUCCCCAACCCAGACCACCAGAAAUGGAAAAAUAAGACUAUUAUCCAAUGAUUUGGCACAGCUGUUUGGUAUUAACUUACAUAUAUUCUCUCAUUAUAGCACCGAAGAGCUCAUUGAUAUGGUUCUUCUUUGUCAUGCAGAGAUAUUACAAAAUCAGCGCGUAAUAGAAUUCUUCAGCAAGGAUGACAUUAACCAUAUCCCGCAAAGCACACAGCGCAUGUUUGCACCAUAUGAGACUAACUACCUUACUGGGAAAACCCCCGACAAGGAUCCUGCGGUCUUGGAACGCGCGGAUAGAAUAUACUUGGAACUAUUUUAUAACUUGCGGUCAUAUUGGGCAGCUCGGUCAAAAUAUCUCUUGGUGCUUUUAACAUAUGAGAGGGACUACUACGAUAUUCUCUACAAAUUGCAGCGAAUUGAUGAUGCAACGAAAGCAAUUCGGAGCUCGAAGAAGUUAAAGCAACUAUUCUUUAUCAUCAUUGAAAUUGGUAACUAUAUGAACAAUAAACAGGCCCUGGGAAUUCAAUUAAGCUCUAUAAAUAAGUUAGCCUUUACGAAAACCAGCAAGGACAAUAAUUUAUCAUUCAUUCAUGUCAUCGAACGUAUUAUACGGACAAGAUAUCCGGAACUACAUAAUUUCGCGGAAGAUCUCGAGAAAGUACAGGAUAUGGCGAAUAUCAUCGUCCAGCAUGUCCAGCAAGAGGCGCAAGAGUUUCGGGAGCGCAUUAGUAAUUUGGAACGCUCACUUACAGUGGGAGCGUUAUCAGACUCAUCUAGGUUUCACCCCAAGGAUCAGUUUUUAUCUAAGACUGCGUCCAGCAUCCAGCAUGCUAGGAAAAAGGCUGAGCUACUAAUUGACCAAUCCACCCUCACCAUGGGCGACUUUGAAAAACUUGUCUCAUACUGGGGAGAGGACACAAAGGAUAUACAAAGCAGAAAUACCUUCUUUCAGAAGUUUCUUGACUUUGUUGCUUUGUUCAAGAAAGCCAGCAAGGAAAAUAUCGAGCGUGAGGAAAUACGCAGGUCUCAGGUAAAGCGGGUGAUAGAACGAGUUCCUAGCCCAGAGAAAACCAAGUCCGUUGCCCGCUCCACACCUCUGUCUGUGGGAACCGAGGUAGAUGAACAACACGCAGUGGACGUUUUACUCAAAAGAUUACGCGACGUGCGCUAUCAGGAACCAAAGUCCUCAAAAGACCACACAGAGCCGUACAAAUCCCAGACAGUAAGGGUUAGGCGGCAGAAAGAAGAUGGCGACUUAUUGUCGAGAACAAGGGAAAUGUUGAUGGGUGUAAAGAAGAUUUAG